GCCUUUUUAACUCUCUGUAUAAAGACCAUCACUCCCUAUGAACGGAUCAAUAAUACAAAAUGGACAGGAGUGAAAUGUCACAGUCAUACACAGAUAUAAAGAAACACACAGACUUUGGUGACUCAUUCUGGAGUUUUGGAAAAGAGCAGGACUUCAAGCCUCACAUUAGACACGUUGAGCCUGUUCUCACUGAAUGUGACCUUGACUGGAAAUCCCAGUUGCGCUGGAUACCUGAACCUCGAUACAGUGAUGCCCUAUUUCCACACAUCAAAGACAUAAAGUUUCCCAAUGAAAGGAAACUGAUGAGAUCCUUCCCACAGGCUAAUAGGGUGUCCGCAUCUGAGUGGAGCUUUUAUCCAAACUUCGGACAGCCUAAGACCUAUCACACUGGAAAGAGAUGUUUUAUGGAUGGUAUUAAUCAUACGAGCAACAUGAAAUGCAUUUCAGAGAAUUCCUUGGAAUCAUCCAUAGGGAGGAAAAAGCAGGCCACAGACAAAUGCAGCAUCUACCCUUCAACAAAGGUCAGACCAUUUCUAGUUCCUGAGUACAGCUCUGACUUUCACAAAUAUGAAUCAUCACUGCGCACAGCCACUUUUGGGUCCAGGGCUUUCGCUACAUUUAAACCCUUUAUUCACCUAAAACCCCCAACAAAAGACAUCAGUCCACCGUAUGCGGAGAAACAUAGAAGUCGUGCUCGAGAGGAGGACAUUCUUGAAGUCAAGAGGUUGAGCAGCUGGAGACCAGCUCCAGACAUUUAUGACAGGACAGUUUUGCCGGACUUCUAAUUUGGAAGGAGUCAAGCCAUGCAUAUAUAUUUAUUGUUGAUAUUGUUAGUGUUUUCUAUUUUGUUAGAUGUAUUUGUGACCCUGGAUCACAAAACUCAGUCAGUUUUUUGAAACUGAGAUUUAUACCUAAAUACAUAAGCUGAAUAAAUAAGCUUUCCAUUGAUGUGUGGUUUGUUAGGAUAGGACAAUAUUUGGCCAAGAUACAACUAUUUGAAAAUCUGGUAUCUGAGGGUCGAAGUUUUGAUAUAUUUACUGUGGGAAAUGUACAAAAUAUCUUCAUAGAACAUGAUCUUUACUUAAUAUCCUAAUGAUUUUUGGCAUAAAAGAAAAAUCAAUAAUUUUGACCCAUACAAAAUUGGCUAUUGCUACAAAUAUAGCCAUGCUAUUUAUGACUGGUUUUGUGGUCAAGGGUCAUAUUUUAGUUUUAUCAGAGUGUUGAAGCAAAUAAAAUAAAUUUUCUUUCCUUCAAAACCACCUUAUGCCUUUCCAUUGAGUGUAUAUAAGACUAUUCAGAUACUUAUGGUUUAGCUCUGAAACUGCAUAUUGGAAGGGGUUGAAUCAGGACAAAAUGCCAUAGGCUACAGACAGUGAAAAUAAUUUGACCUUUUCUUUGCCUUAUUAGUUGGAGGUCCUUCAAAUAGAUUUUCCGUAAUUCCCUGACAAAGACAAAUGAAGGUCUUUUCACUGUGCCAAAAUUUAAUUGCAGAAUAGAAUAGGAAACAGUUAAGUAUGAUUGUGCAGGGAAGAAGUUUGUAAUAGUUAAUAAAAGACAUCAUUCACACCGAGUAUGAUAUAAUAAACAAAAGUUGUAUUGUAGUCAGUUCAUUCGUGCAC
This is a messenger RNA of Labeo rohita (rohu), 1619 nucleotides long. Its product is annotated as spermatogenesis-associated serine-rich protein 1. Lineage: Eukaryota; Metazoa; Chordata; Actinopteri; Cypriniformes; Cyprinidae. The coding region runs from base 60 to 785 and encodes 241 amino acids. The transcript has 7 exons. The record is from RefSeq and is a predicted model, not a curated record.